CGCAUCUGAUUGGUUAACUUCAUUAACAACUAUUUGUAUACACAAUGGCGGAUCCCGAAGUUCAGUACAGCGAUACUCGGGUUCCGUGUAAAAUCUGUGGGAGAAGUUUUGCUCCGGAGGUGUUGACUAAACACAGCAAUGUUUGCAAGAAAACAGCAGCCUCAGCCUCCAAAAGGAAACCAUUUGAUUCAUCUAAGCAGCGAGUGAUUGAGGGGGAGCUGUCGCUCAAGCAGAUUAAACAAGCGCAGAAAAAGGAAAUAAAGCCACCCAAGUCCCACUGGAGAGAGAAACAUGAAGAUUUCAUCAAUGCUGUUCGUAAUGCCAGGGGUGUGCAAGCUGCCAUUGACUCCGGUGGACCCCUCCCACCACCCCCACCUCCAUCUAUUAAUCCAGAUUACAUCCAGUGCCCAUACUGUUCUAGAAGGUUUAGCCCUCAGGCUGCUGAUCGCCACAUCAACUUCUGCAAAGAGCAGCAGUCGCGGCUACCUAGGAGCAAACCUAGCCCUGUCGCUGCGGCUAAGCAGAAUACUAGACUAAACUACCAGGCACCCAAGCCUAAAGCAAAAACAACACCCGCUGCUGCCCCUGCUCCCAGUGCUCCUGCUGGCCGGGGAUCAGGUACAACACUUUUACUCUCUGCCACAUCAUUGUAA
Physella acuta is the source of this 653-nucleotide messenger RNA. RefSeq names its product zinc finger C2HC domain-containing protein 1A. Lineage: Eukaryota; Metazoa; Mollusca; Gastropoda; Physidae. The record is from RefSeq and is a predicted model, not a curated record.